ACCGAUCAUUUCAAACCAGAGGAUCUGACGAAGCAUUUUAGGCGUACCCUUGUGCGACCAGAAGCAGUGCCUUGUAUAUAUUUGUUGAGGGCACACGUCUAUGUUCAAAGUACUGAGAAUGACCAAAUCUGUUCCACUGGGAUUGCGAGCAGUGAUUCUACGACUGAUAUUAACAUCGCAGUCCACAACAGCAAUAGACAGUGUUGCUUCUGAGACAGAUGUUUUAUGUGCUUCUUCAAAUUUGAUAAAAAGCACUACUUGUAGUAUGAGCACGGAAUCUCAGGAUCUUGCCCAAGAUAAUGCUGAUGGUAUAAACGUCGAUUAUACUUAUUCUGGAACAAUAGAAGGCAAUUAUGAAACUCCUGUGAAAUGUCAAACUCCUUUGAUGAGGCAAGAUGUGCAUUCUAGUGCCAAAAGGAAGCAUUUAGAUUUCCAAACUGAAUCAGUCGAUGAGAGUAUUCAUUCAAACAUUCCCGAUAAUGAGUUACAAGUAAGUAUUACUAAUUUGUUGAA
Messenger RNA from Wasmannia auropunctata (little fire ant), 513 nucleotides. RefSeq lists its product as uncharacterized. The record is from RefSeq and is a predicted model, not a curated record. The transcript is spliced from 3 exons. NCBI's taxonomy places the organism in Eukaryota, Metazoa, Arthropoda, Insecta, Hymenoptera, Formicidae. The annotation marks the transcript as partial.